Messenger RNA from Ochotona princeps (American pika), 2116 nucleotides. It is a transcript of the gene CDKN1B, whose product is annotated as cyclin dependent kinase inhibitor 1B. The coding region runs from base 668 to 1264 and encodes 198 amino acids. Gene Ontology annotation, molecular function: cyclin-dependent protein serine/threonine kinase inhibitor activity; protein-folding chaperone binding. The record is from RefSeq and is a predicted model, not a curated record. Gene Ontology annotation, biological process: G1/S transition of mitotic cell cycle; regulation of cell cycle; negative regulation of cell population proliferation. Gene Ontology annotation, cellular component: nucleus; cytoplasm. Lineage: Eukaryota; Metazoa; Chordata; Mammalia; Lagomorpha; Ochotonidae. The transcript has 3 exons.
CCUCCACACCCCCCUCUGCAGGCGGCGCGCGGGGACGCGGGCGGGCGCUCGCCCCGCGCCAGGGCCACCUUAAGGCCGCGCUCGCCAGCCUCGGUGGGGCGGCUCCCGGCGCCGCGACCAAUGGAUCUCCUCCUCUGUUUAAAUAGACUCGCCGUGUCAAUCAUCUUCUUCUUCGUCAGCCUCCCUUCCACCGCCAUAUUGGGCCACUAAAAAAGGGGGCUCGUCUUUUCGGGGUGUUUUCCGCCCCCUCUCCUCUCUCCACUUUCUCUGCGCGCGGCGCGGCUUGGACGGCGCAAGGCUCAGGGAGCUGCGGCGUGCAGACACCCGCGGGCUCGCUCCGGCUGGGACUUGGACCGGCCACCCCUCCCGCUCCUCCCCUCCCCUCCCCGCCCUCUCGUGCGCCCGCACACUUGAUCGGCGGAGGCGGCGGCGGCAGCGGCGGCUUGGGCUGUGCGGCCGGGGCUUCCCCGCUCGGCUCCCGCACCCUGCGCGCCCCCUUAGUGCGGCGGCGACUCGCCUUGGUCAGUCUCUUGGCUCCUAGCACAGUAGUACGCGCGCGCCGGGCUCGGCUGCGUCUGGGCGCCCGGCUGCGUUCGGUUUUGUUUUGCGGAUAGCCCGCGAUAGAGGAGAGGCGGUGGGGGUCCAGACCGGGCCCAGGGGGGUCAAGAUGUCUAACGUGAGAGUGUCCAACGGGAGCCCAGUCCUGGAGCGCACAGACGCCAGGCAGGCGGAGCACCCCAAGCCGUCCGCCUGCAGAAACCUCUUCGGUCCGGUGAAUCACGAAGAGUUGAGCCGGGACCUGGAAAAGCACUGCCGAGACAUGGAGGAGGCGAGCCAGCGCAAGUGGAAUUUCGACUUCCAGAAUCACAAGCCCCUGGAGGGCAAGUACGAGUGGCAGGAGGUGGAGAAGGGCAGCUUGCCCGAGUUCUACUACAGACCUCCUCGGCCGCCCAAAGGCGCCUGCAAGGUGCCAGCGCUGGAGAUCCAAGACCUCAGCGGAACUCGUCCCGCCGCGCCGGGUGCGGGGUCCCAGGCCAACUCCGAGGAUACGCACCUGGGGGAUCCAAAAACAGAACAGUCGGACGGCCCGACGGCCUUGGCCGAGCAGUGCGUCGGGAUGAGGAAGCGACCUGCUACGGAUGAUACUACCCCUCAAAACAAAAGAGCCAACAGAACAGAAGAAAACGUUUCAGACGGUUCCCCGAACUCCGGUUCGGUAGAGCAGACGCCCAAGAAGCCGGGCCUCAGAAGACGUCAGACGUAAACAACUCGCCUUCAGAAUAUGUUUCCUUGUUUGUCAGAGACACCCCAGCUUGAGGAAGCAAGGAAGAUGUACAUGACCAAUUUAAAGACGUAUGGCUGACUCCAUGGAAUGGACAUCUUGUAUAAGCACUGAACAGCAACAACACCAUAACACUAAAAUGUUUAGGCACUCUUAAAUGAUCUGCCUCUAAAAGCAUUGGAUGUAGCAUUGUGCAAUUAGGUUUUUCCUUAUUUGCUUCAUUGUACUACCUGUGUAUAUAGUUUUUACCUUUUAUGUAGCACAUAAACAUUGGGGGCAGGGGAGGGCAGGGUGGGGCUGCAGAAUUGGCAUGGGUGGGUAUGAAGAGCUGGCUUCGGUUGAUAGCAAGGAAGAAAAUAUUUGACUUGCAAGAAGAGAAGCAAUUGGAUGAAGAUUGAAUUGUUUUCUUUAAAGAUGUAAUGUCCCUUUCAGUGAAAAGUGAUAUAUUUUUAAAUCAUCACCAUUUGAACACUGGCUACAAAUAGUUGCUUUUUAUUUUUAUAGGAAGCUUACUUUUAUUUGGGCCCUCCAAUGAUUCUUCUAAGCAGCAGCAAAUGGCUUAAAAAAAAAGCAACCAAAAAUUAUCCCAGUGCCUCCCCCUAAAGUGUCUUUAAGUUGGAAGUUAGCAGUUAAUUAUUCAGCUGUUUGCUAAUCACUCCAGGAAGUUCUAGGCAGAAACCUUGAGGUGGACAUGGGCCGGAAUUCUGGACCCUCAGAAUUGACCAUGUAUUUUUGUCACACCAGCUGAGAAAUUUUUCUUACAUUUUUGUUUCACUUUGGGUUUUGUGGACACAGUCAAAAUAAUCUUUAAAAAUCUAUAACUUCACACACACA